Messenger RNA from Setaria italica (foxtail millet), 1161 nucleotides. RefSeq names its product protein transport protein SFT2. Gene Ontology annotation, biological process: vesicle-mediated transport. The record is from RefSeq and is a predicted model, not a curated record. Gene Ontology annotation, cellular component: membrane. The transcript has 5 exons. Lineage: Eukaryota; Viridiplantae; Streptophyta; Magnoliopsida; Poales; Poaceae. Bases 112 to 789 code for a protein of 225 amino acids.
UUUUUUGCAAAGGUUUUGUACUCUGGUAGCCUUGUAGGCGCUAGAGCCCGCAUCUCCUUUCUCCCGUGCGCUUCUCUCCCUCCCUCUCCUCUCUGGCCGUGUGGGCCCGAGAUGCAGUGGUUCUCCUCCGGCUCCGGGCCCUCCUCGGCGGCGUCCUCCUCCUCCUCCUCCCAGCCGUCGCUGCUCGCGGACUGGAACUCCUACGCCGCCGCCCGCUCCUCCGAGGACGCGGGCGAUGGGUUCGGGAUCGACAUCGAGGCCGCCGUCCGCUCCGCCAACGACCGCGUCGCCGGCACCUUCGGCGUGGUCUCAAAAGGUGUUAAAGGGUUGCCUGGCAGCUUUAAGUCCACAACAAGCAGUGUUCCAUCUGGCAGAUCUCUCAUGUAUUUUGGUCUAUUUCUUGCUAGUGGCGUAUUCCUAGUUUUCAUUGCAUUCACGAUAUUCCUGCCAGUCAUGGUGAUAAUGCCUCAAAAGUUUGCAAUCUGUUUCACGGCGGGAUGUGCCUUCAUAAUCGGAUCAUUCUUUGCGCUGAAAGGGCCUAAGAAUCAGCUUUAUCAUAUGAUUUCCAAAGAGAGAUUACCUUUCACUGUGGGAUUUGUCGGCAGCAUGGUUGCCACCAUUUAUGUGUCAAUGGUGCUUCAUAGCUACAUACUUUCUGUUUUCUUCUCCGUGCUUCAGGUCCUUGCUCUAGCAUAUUAUGCCAUCUCAUACUUCCCUGGUGGAUCCGCUGGAAUGAAGUUUCUAUCAUCUGCUCUUGUGUCCUCGGUGCUGAGAUGCUUUGGGCGAUGAGUUCACAUGACUGCUUCCCAGUGCUGAUUGCAUAACUGAUGCUGAACGUUCUAGUGAUGUGUAUUAUUUCGUCAUUAUAGCAAGGACAGCUUCAUUACUCCCAUAAGUUUGAUGCUACAUUGAAGCAGUGAUCGAGCCCGGUUAUAUGAUAACUUGAUUUUGAAGAAUGAUGUUGCUGGGCCCAACCCUUGUAGGGUGAAAAAAAAUGUAGAGCUCGGUUGCUGAAUGUUGAGUUUGGUCGUGUUAGACUAAGAUUUUUUCGAGAACAAAUGUAGGCUAAGAUUACAUUGUACAAAAUAUCUCACUCAAAACUGGGCCACAACUUGCGCUCAUAUUCUCCUAAAGUUGGAUAUCUCCAAAGCCUUCAAUUCA